UUAAAUAUCAUUUGCAGUACGAUGGACUCUCCACAUAAAAGCAAGUACAUGAUUUGGGCUAGCACCACCGUCCUCUGAGCGAGAGAUUAGAUGCGGGUGGCGGGCGUUGCGAAGGGUAUGAAUUGGCGCGACUUACAAGACUCAAGUGCUGCGAAGCCUCGUAGGCUUUACAAGACAUCCACGACUUGGAGCAGAUCCCACACACCCAAUCCAAAAGCCACUGCACUGAGUGCGAUCCUCACACGGUUCAGCUUCUCCCACUUGUUGAUCAAGGCGAGGGUCUGCUCCUCCCUAGGACCCUUCAUGAGCUGCGCUCCUGCAUUCUCCUUUUGCGAAGUCUUGAGCGUCUUGGACGUCUUUGCCAUUGCAAAGGCGCUCCAGACGUGGAUCAUCGCCAUGGAGCCCGAGGCGAUGAGAAGGUUCAAAGGGGAGAAGCGGGUGGAGAAGGCGGCAAAGCCGUACGCUAGCAUGGCGCCGAAGGAAAUCGGAAGCCACCGCUUGGCCGAGACGGUGUACUGCGCAUUCCAGAGAUUGAGACGCUCGAGGGUAUUCAAAGAGCCCUUUUGGAACGCAGGCUGCACUGCUGUAGAGGCUGAGAAGGUCGAGACUGUAGUUGUAGGCACAGGGAGGACACGAACAGGGCCCCGGAGAGCUGGGAAGUCAGCAGAGCAGGCCACACGCCGCUCCCGCAAUGGAACACAGGGCAUACCCACCGAGGAGGUAGCCAGAAGAGAGGAUCCCCACCGCGCGAGUCGCUAGAUCGAUGUCAGAAUGACUCAUUUUCGAAGAGGAAGAGCAGACGAUUGUUGGGACAAAAGGUACACAAUUGUAUGGAUGGUUGGGGGCGGAAGAGAUACGGCGGAAAGGGCAGGUGCGGGAAUCACGGAAAAUCAUGACGCACCUCCACUGGGUAUUUUUGGAAUCGGGAAGCGAGGCAGCUCUAAUCUAAAUCUGGUGACGACGGGGUCUGACGCCGCCAGCGCAGCGACGCGAGAUUGUGAGAGACUCAACGCUAAUCACUUGGUAUGCUUGCUUGUGUGUCGUGUGUGGUGACCGUCAAAAGUAACGGUGGGCUCUGUCUUGCACGUGAAGGCGCAGUCAAAUGUAGUAGCCUUUGGUUGCGCCCUUCGCAAGCCUGCAGAAGGUAGAAGAGUGAGCUGAGCAGAGGUCGAAAUGUACGCUGUGACCAGGUUC
Messenger RNA from Microstroma glucosiphilum, 1194 nucleotides. RefSeq lists its product as hypothetical. The record is from RefSeq and is a predicted model, not a curated record. The transcript has a single exon. Bases 91 to 759 code for a protein of 222 amino acids. NCBI's taxonomy places the organism in Eukaryota, Fungi, Basidiomycota, Exobasidiomycetes, Microstromatales, Microstromataceae.